AUGCAUACUCUAAUUCAUUCCCAAGGAGGAUUCUUUUCAUCACGAAUAAAACAAUAUAUAUUUACAAUAUAUUUUAAUCAUCGUUUCGCAAUAUUAGAUGCCGAGUCAAUAAUCCUGUGGUCACAGCGGUUACACUGGCAUUUGGCUUAUAAAAUCGUUCAAUUUGAUAUGAAUGUGGGAGAAUUUUACAAGACUUUGUCAAUAGAUUACAAUAAAUUAUUAACAACGUGUGAAGAUUAUAAUGUUAUAAUAGGAGUUGGAAAUGAUAGUAAUUACAUGAAAUUUCAUGCGCACAGUUGUAUAUUAAGGGCAAGAUCUCCAUAUUUUUAUUCUGCAUUAUCAAAAGAAUGGGUAAAACGAAAUGAAGAAGGUUUUAUAUUAUUUGAAAAACCGAAUAUUGAUCCCAAAAUAUUUCAAUGCAUCUUGGAAUAUAUUUAUGGAGGAAUGAUAGACUUGAAUGAUUAUGAACCUACGUUUAUAUUAGAUUUAAUAACGGCAUCAGAUGAAUUAAUAUUAACAGAAUUAUGUAAAUUUUCACAAGAUUUCUUAAUAAAAGUUCAAGAUAAAUGGAUAAGAGAAAAUCCGGUUGAAAUAUUAACUCAUUCAACGGCAUUUCAUUUGGAGAGUUGUAAGGAAUUAAUCGAUUAUUGUUUAGAAAUUAUUUGCGAUAAUCCUUCUUUGAUAUUCGAAAUCCAGAAUUAUGAUGAUUCGAAAUGGGUUGAAGAAGAUUUGUUUGAAUUAGAAAUCAUAUUAAAAAAUUGUGUUCCUUUAAUUAGGAUUGAUUUAAUUUCUUGUAAGGAGUUACCAAUUGAAUUGAAACCUUUUCAACGAAUGCUAACUAAGAAUAAUUCUUUUAUUGACGAUAAUUCAAAUUCCACCAUCAUUAAAUGGAGACACGCUGCAAUAUUAUCUAAAUGGAUAGAUCGACAAGAAACUUUAUAUCGUAAAUCUUCACAUACCUUUCCCGUAUUGAGUAGAAUACGUAAAGACCAUCAUGGUAUGGCAUUAUUUUGCGCUGACGUGCGUGGUCCUUCUUUUGGUUGCCAUGAUUUAUGGAUGCCCAAUUUUAAUAAUUUAUCUUUAAGAUGUGCGAGCAAAAGGUCUUAUUAUGAAAAGACAAUUAUUGAUACAAGAAAAUUUGAUGUUGAGGAAUAUGAAGUUUUCCAAGUCAUUGAUAACAAGGUUAAUUAA
Molecule: messenger RNA, 1191 nt
Organism: Funneliformis geosporum
Lineage: Eukaryota; Fungi; Glomeromycota; Glomeromycetes; Glomerales; Glomeraceae
Source: the annotation of a GenBank genome assembly